GGGUUGUCACUGCUCGCUCAUUCCAAGCUCUGGAAGUUGAGAAAGAGGAGAAGAGGAAAAUAAGUUGCUGCUUUAAGAAGCAGAGCAGAGAGAGAGAUAGGGAGAGGGUUUGGAUCAGUGAGCUGCUCAACGCUGCCGUUUUUUUUCUUCUUCUUCCUCCCUUCUCUCCCUUCACGGCUCCUAAUUUGGGAUUUGUUUAAAGCGGGACUGGACGCCUCAGGAAGACUUUUCCUUGCUGGGGAAAAGGGAAUCCUACUUCCUCUCCACACACAUACACACUUACUCCCCAAAAUGUCUGAUUCCUCUGUCAACGCUCACUUGGAAGGGAUCAUUUCAGACUUUGAAGCGCUGAAACGGUCGUUCGAGGUGGAGGAAGCAGACACAUCCACCCUCCCGUCGCCUCUGUCUCGCCGGACCACCAACCCCCUCCGCUCAUCCACCUCCUCCACGUCCAGCCAGCGGAGCUACGACCUGAGCUCCCGCAACUCCGACUACUCCUCGUCCUCCAGGUCCUCCCCCUCCGAGUCCUCCAAUCCUCGCUCCCCGAAGACAGGCAUGAGGCGCAUGGAGCUGGCGGGGGGCCGCACCCCGGACACGGCUUCCUCCCGCCGCUCAGAAAUCUCCAUCGAGGUCUCGUCCAAGCAGAUCGACAGCUCGCCCAGCGCCGGCAUCACCCGCUUCGGCCUCAAGCGGCCAGAGGUCAGCCUGAGCAACCGCAUGCACCUGGACGGCUCCUCCAACUCCAUCCCCAGCGCCACCAGCAGGCGGGCCGAGCUCGGCGGGACCCGCCCCCAUGAGCCACCUGCCCCUCCCAAGAGGAUGGAUGCCCAGCUGUCCUCGGCCCCCGUCUCCAGGAUCCCCGAGCCCCCCCAGAGGAGAGCGGAGCCACCGUCCCCCAGCCUCAGCCCGGUGGAGGGCUCCAGGAGGCCAGAGAUGCCCGUCUUCAGACAGCCGGAUGCUGCAGUGGAGAACAACCACCACGUGCCACCUGCCCCGGUCGCCCCCCUGCCCUCCCUGGCCGAGCCCCCGGUGGAGAGAGUGCAGCCGCCAGCGGAGCCCAGCGCAGCCCGGCCAGCAGACCGACCUGAGGUAUUUCCCGGCUACAGCAGCAGUGCCAUGUCUGAGGCGGUGGUGCCGGAUGCUCUGGUGUCCCCAGCAGUGGGCAGCAUGUACGGGGAGAAGGCCGGCGGUCCCACGGUGGACUUCAGCUACGUGGGCAUCGACGCCAUCCUGGAGCAGAUGAGGAGGAAGGCCAUGAAGCAGGGUUUUGAGCUCAACAUUAUGGUUGUGGGACAGAGCGGCCUGGGAAAGUCCACUCUGAUGAACACGCUGUUCAAGUCUAAAGUCAGCCGUAAGUCUGUGCUGGCUACGGCCCAGGAGAAGAUCCCCAAGACCAUCGAAAUCAAGUCCAUCAGUCAUGACAUCGAGGAGAAGGGAGUGAGAAUGAAGCUGACAGUCAUCGACACGCCAGGCUUUGGAGACCAGAUCAACAAUGAGAACUGCUGGCAGCCAAUCAUGAAGUUCAUAAACGACCAAUACGAGGCGUACCUCCAGGAGGAGAUCAACAUCAACAGAAAGAAAAGGAUCCCAGACUCCAGAGUCCACUGCUGCAUAUAUUUCAUCCCUCCGACCGGACACUGUCUGCGGCCUCUCGACGUGGAGUUCAUGAGGCGCCUCAGUAAAGUGGUCAACAUCGUCCCGGUCAUCGCCAAGGCCGACACACUCACGCUGGAGGAGAGAGACUUCUUCAAAAAGAAGAUCAGGGAAGAGCUGCGAGCCAACGGCAUCGACGUUUACCCGCAGAAGGAAUUUGACGAAGACGCAGAGGACAGAAUGAUCAAUGAGAAGAUCCGGGAGAUGAUCCCGUUCGCUGUGGUCGGCAGUGAUCAGGAGUAUCAGGUCAACGGCAGGAGGCUGCUGGGGAGGAAGACCAAGUGGGGAACCAUCGAAGUUGAGAACAUAGCCCACUGUGAGUUUGCCUAUUUACGGGACCUCCUCAUCAGGACCCAUAUGCAGAACAUUAAGGACAUCACCAGCAGCAUCCACUAUGAAAUGUACCGCGUUAGGCGCCUCAACGAGAACAACACGGCCGUGGCUCAUGCCAACGGGAUCCCAGAGCAUCAUCUCGCCGCCCACGAGAUGUAGACAGCUGAUUUAUUUUGCUCUGAGACUCUGAUCGACGGUCUUCCUUCCACUCCAGCUCCCAUCUCCCAGCCGGGAGAGAAACUCAAAGGCCUGCCGGAGGAACUUUAUUUUCAGUGACUUUCGGCAGCUGAAUGGACUGUUGGCAUCAGUUUAGUGCCUCUUUAACGAAGACAAGUUAAAUUCUUCGCAAUGUGCUGCAGCUUGAUUCCACCUGCUUCCAGAUCUUCCAGUUAGCAUCCGUGGUGCCAAAAUGAUAGUUUCUACCAAACAAGAUGUCAGAAGCGCUUUAAUCAAUAACAUAUUAAUCUCGUCCACUUUUCUUUUUAAGUUUGGUGUUUUUUUUUAGCAGUGCUUAAAGGAAUUUGUGCCACAACAGAGCACAGUUUUUCUGCACCAACAUGUGUGAUGAUGUUCAUUAUUGCACUCGAUCACUGCAGUCUGUCUGGAGGAGAGCUGGGCGGCACCGACACAGAAACCAGCCGGUGCCAUUCAGCUCUCUCCGUAGUUAAACAGAAGAAAGGUUAUCGAUAGCACAUCAUACGUUUGACUUUCUGUUUUGUCACAACCUGUGUUUUGCUUUAGCUGUUGUGUCCAUGUCCUGUUAAAUACGGAUGUCAAGACAUCUUUUUAGAUUCCCACUUAUAGAUGUCAUCGUUUAUUCAUAGAAAUAUCUUAAGAGUGGUUUAAGAUGGAAAAAAAAAAGUAUUUAUGCACGAUAUAAAAAUGUGAACGUUUGUCAUUGUGGUCCAUUUAUUCAGAAACACAGUCACACGUACGUUUCCAGCUCUUAGGCCCGUCAGUGCCUUAAUUUAUUGGAGAAUAUUUUGCAAGCAGUUGGCUGAAACUGGAAAGAGAGCAGUUUAAUUUGAGCCAGGUCGACCACAUUUAGGUAUCUUUCAGUCCCCUUUCUUCAUUUGUUUUUGGAAAAAGGAAAAAAAAAAAGAAAAAAAAAAGCUCCUUUUUUCUUCUUCCAUGAUGUACGAGGAUCUGUCUCUUUGACCCAUAUAUAGAACUCCCUACGCUGUCCCUGUCCUGUAUAUUCGUCUGUGUUCUCAAACAUUUUUGUACUUGUAUUAUGGAUAACAAAUUUUCCUUUAUCUUAUUUUAAAGAAAUAAAGAUUGACGUUUUAAAUAUUUA
Molecule: messenger RNA, 3283 nt
Organism: Stegastes partitus (bicolor damselfish)
Lineage: Eukaryota; Metazoa; Chordata; Actinopteri; Pomacentridae
Gene: septin9a
Product: septin 9a
Exons: 11
Coding region: 292-2145 (617 amino acids)
Molecular function (GO): GTP binding
Source: RefSeq, a predicted model, not a curated record